UUUCCAUUCUCAACCGGCGAGACGGUAAGAAACGCGCGAGCACGAUCGAGUGAACGGACGCUUAAAGUUUCCGUGGCGUCUUCGUUUAUUACCACACUAACUUCAUCAUAUUCGCACUCUAGUUUUGAUGCUUUUCGCUGAUGUUUUGACUGAACUGUGUUUGUAGUAAACUGGACUUUGUAUUUGGGUGGCCAAAGCGCACAGCGGAUCUCAUCCAUCACCACACCGAGAUCAUCACCAUCACCAUCGCUGGAUCCCCGCGCCCGGAAGAAUGUCUGAAUACAGCUCGUUGUUGAGUGAUCUGUCUGAGAACAUCACUAAUGAAGACGUGGAGCAGCUGAAGUCAGCCUGUAAGGAGGACAUCCCUGAAGAACAGAGUAACUCCAUCAUCUCCUCCAAAGAGUGGUUCAGCUACCUGGAGAAGAAUGACAAACUGGCACAAGAUGACCUAUCCUACAUAGAGCACAUCUUUGAGAUCUCACGGCGACCUGACCUCUUGACCCGGGUCAUUGAGUACCGCACAACCGUGCUAAAGAUCUCUGAAGACGACGAGAUUGACACCAAACUCACACGCAUCCCCUCUGCAAAGAAAUAUAAGGAUAUCAUUCGCCAACCGUCAGAAGAUGAAAUUAUCAAACUGGCCCCUCCCCCUAAAAAAGCAUGAGGUCAAUGUUCAUGACCUCUGCUCCUCAUCCCCGGCACUUCAUCUUGCCCAUCAUAGUUACCAAACCACUCCCACCACCCCGCCCACAUCACCUCCCAAUGAACAGAAGCCAAGCAGCAAAUCAGAUUGCCAAGA
Molecule: messenger RNA, 799 nt
Organism: Rhinichthys klamathensis goyatoka
Lineage: Eukaryota; Metazoa; Chordata; Actinopteri; Cypriniformes; Leuciscidae
Product: astrocytic phosphoprotein PEA-15
Exons: 4
Coding region: 272-664 (130 amino acids)
Biological process (GO): regulation of apoptotic process; MAPK cascade
Molecular function (GO): protein binding
Source: RefSeq, a predicted model, not a curated record